Brassica oleracea var. oleracea is the source of this 1632-nucleotide messenger RNA. Its product is annotated as homeobox protein 2-like. Bases 226 to 1392 code for a protein of 388 amino acids. Gene Ontology annotation, molecular function: protein binding. NCBI's taxonomy places the organism in Eukaryota, Viridiplantae, Streptophyta, Magnoliopsida, Brassicales, Brassicaceae. The record is from RefSeq and is a predicted model, not a curated record. Gene Ontology annotation, biological process: regulation of flower development. The transcript has 5 exons. Gene Ontology annotation, cellular component: nucleus.
UUUUCUUCUCUGUCUUAAACAGAAUUGUUUUUUUGUUCUGUUUGAUUAAUUAUUAUCCUUUCUCCCCCAUAUUAAUUCUACGGAUUUGUUCAGAUACAUCACUCCUCCCACACAUUCUACAAAGCAUUCAAGAAGCCUUUCUUGGGAAAUUUUUCUCUUGAUAUUUCCCAGAAAACCUUGGCAUCACGUUGGAGUACAUACGUAAUAACAGAAACACAUAUAAACAUGUCGCAGGACGUAAUUUCGUCGCACGAACAGCUCUCAAUGGAUGAGAUCACAAGCCCUCUCACCGCACAAAUCGUUGACUUUUGUGAUCCACAAUUCUUUCAAGAGACCUUUAAUCAAACUUCUGAAGUGACCUCUGCUUCAAAUUGUUGUGGCUAUGUUGAAAACAACAACAACAACAACAAUGGUUCGAAGCAAGACCAUGAAGACAACAAUAACAACAACAAUAAUGACAACGGGGACUUAUCAAUCAUAUUCGAUUCACAAGACGAUUUCGAUAACGACAUCACAGCUUCCAUCGAUUUCUCUUCCUCUAUUCAGUUUUCAGCCUCUGAUCAACUCCAAGACCAGUUUGAUUUCACCGGUGUUCAGCUUCAUCAGCCUCCCAACGUCCUCUACUCUUCAUCUUCUUGUGAUCCCCUGCCUCCGCCUUUAUCGGUUUUCGAAGAUGAUUGUCUUUCUUCUGUCCCAAGUUACAAUAUUGGCUCCCUAAACCCUACUUCCCCUUCUUGCUCUUUCUUGGGUAAUCCCGGUUUACCAACUUACAUGUCUGUAACCGGGAAUAUGAUGAAUACCGGUUUAAACAUGGAGAGAUCCGGUUUUUACUCUGGGAGUAUCCAUUUGGGUUCAGAUUUUAAACCAUCACAUGAUCAAUUGAUGGAGAUUCAGGCUGAUACUAGUGGAAUGUUCUUCCCAGAUUCGAUUAAACCCAUCUUCAAUCCAGAAAAUCACCAUCUCCAGACACUUGACGGUGGAGAAAACCAGAACCACCUUGUGGCAACACCGGUUCUUCCACAGUGUGGAACAGAUAUAACCGGUUUAGACGAUGGGAGUGUCAACAAAGUAGCUAAACUCACUGCCGAGCAGAGGAAAGAGAAGAUUCAUAGGUAUAUGAAGAAGAGAAACGAGAGGAACUUCAGCAAGAAAAUUAAGUAUGCAUGUAGGAAGACUUUGGCUGAUAGUCGUCCAAGAGUUAGAGGAAGAUUUGCAAAGAACGAUGAAUUGUGUGAACCACAUAGACAUGGUUCUUCAAGCCAUCACGAAGAAGACGAUGAUGAUGUGGGGGUCAAGGAAGAAGAACAAUUGGUUGAUUCUUCGGACAUAUUUUCACACAUAAGUGGUGUCAACUCUUUCAAGUGCAGUUAUCCAAUCCAGUCUUGGAUUUGAGUUUGAUUAUAUGGUCAUAUAAUCACAAAAUAGUAUUUUAUAGAGGUUUAUUUGUAUAUUUACUAGUGCAAUUUUUAGCCAUGACUCAUAUUUUCUCGGAAAUAUUUAGAACAUAAGAAAAGAGAGAGAUGAAUAAUGGGUUUAGGCAGGUCAUGAUGAAUAAAACUGUAGUGAAGAGAGAGAGAGGGUUUGUUAUUAUGUUACAUAGACUUACAAAGUUUUGUAGAUACUAAUUAUAUA